Messenger RNA from Phyllotreta striolata, 1355 nucleotides. NCBI's taxonomy places the organism in Eukaryota, Metazoa, Arthropoda, Insecta, Coleoptera, Chrysomelidae. The record is from the annotation of a GenBank genome assembly.
AUUUUUAUAUUUGUAAACAAAGCAGCUUUUAAUGUAAGUGAUAUUUAUGUCUUUUAUCCUAAAAAUUAAAAAGGCGAAAUUAUCCUGAAGGAUAAAACGGUUCUAAAGAAGUAAAUAAACAUAUGAAAAAGUAUAUGGUGAAUAGAAUUGGUUUAAAAUGUCCUGUAACUACGCGGAUGGGCUGUCUCAAUAUGAAAACAAGGGUGUUUUAGGCCUACCGGAGAAAUUCGACAAUGAAGAUAAAAUUAACGAAAAAUGCGAUAUUUUGGCAGAAUGGUUGAAAAACGCCAAGCAUGUUGUAGUCCAUACGGGCGCAGGUAUCAGCACUGCUGCAGGAAUACCCGAUUUUAGAGGCCCCAACGGUGUGUGGACAUUGGAAAAACUCGGGAAAAAACCAAACAUAAGCAUCUCAUUCGACAAAGCCACACCGACUAAAACCCACAUGGCUCUUAAGAAGCUCAUCGAUGAGAAAGUAAUACAUUUCAUUGUGAGCCAGAAUAUAGACGGGUUGCACUUGAGGUCCGGUGUGCCCAGAGAUUCCAUAGCCGAGUUGCAUGGAAACAUGUUUGUGGCGCAGUGCAAUACAUGCAACAGUCAGUUUAUUAGAUCUGAAGCAACCUCUACAGUAGGUAAGAAAUGCUUGGAAGAAAACUGCAAAAGAUCUUCCAUGUUGAGAACGAGGAGUUGUAGAGGUAAAUUGCACGAUACAAUUUUGGAUUGGGAGGAUAAUUUACCUGAAAAUGAUCUCGAAAUAUCCGAUUAUCAAUCAAGCUUGGCAGAUUUAAAUAUUUGUUUAGGUACUACCUUGCAAAUUGUACCUAGUGGAAAUUUACCAUUAAGAUGUAAAAAAUAUGGUGGGAAAUUAGUAAUUGUGAACCUUCAACCCACCAAACAUGAUAAAAAAGCUGAUCUCAUUAUCAACGCUUACGUUGACGACGUAAUGACGAAAAUAAUGAAAAAACUCGGAUUGGAAAUACCGGAUUAUUCCAGUGAAAUUGAUCCCACCAAAAGUCGGUUAGAUUACGCCCUGGAUUGGGAUAUGUCCAAAACUGAUUUAAAUGCUGUUAAAACCAAAUAUGAUGCGCUAGUGAAGGACCAUAAAAAGCGAAAAUCCGAGGAAAAUUUACUAACCAGUAUGAAAAAAAGUGCCAAGAUAAAACCCCAGAAGAUGGAAAAAGUGGAACCAGAAGAAACCAAUAAAAUAGUUUUAGAGAGCAAAGAUAUUUUAUUGUCAAAAAGCGAAAUUGCAGAUUGCAAAAUUGAAGAAAAUAGCGAGGAAGUCGAAGUGAAAACUGAAUAAAGUAGAAAUUUUUCAAUUAACUUUUGUUACAUACCUAAGUUUUUUUAAACUAAAU